CCCUUGCCAGUCACAGCAGAACAGGUCAAACGAGAAACACAGAGAGAUCCUCUAUUGGUGAAGGUCCAUGGGUUAGUUAUGAAAGGAUGGUCCACUCCACAAGAUGAAGCGAUUAAACCGUUUUACCAGCGGAAAGACGAACUGACAAUUCACUGUGGUGUCCUAAUGCUUGGACACAGAGCAGUCAUUCCUGCAAAGUUGCGUAAUCAAGUGUUAACCGAGCUUCACGAAGGUCACCUCGGUAUUGUUAAAAUGAAGUCUCUGGCGCGAAGUUACAUCUGGUGGCCCAAAAUUGAUAAGGACAUUGAGCACCUAGCCAAGAGCUGCCCUGGUUGUCAACUUCAACAGAAUGAAGCCGGCAAAGUACCACUGCACCCUUAG
This is a messenger RNA of Paramuricea clavata, 381 nucleotides long. Lineage: Eukaryota; Metazoa; Cnidaria; Anthozoa; Malacalcyonacea; Plexauridae. The record is from the annotation of a GenBank genome assembly.